This is a messenger RNA of Strongylocentrotus purpuratus (purple sea urchin), 3575 nucleotides long. RefSeq lists its product as uncharacterized. The transcript is spliced from 3 exons. Bases 664 to 2424 code for a protein of 586 amino acids. Lineage: Eukaryota; Metazoa; Echinodermata; Echinoidea; Camarodonta; Strongylocentrotidae. The record is from RefSeq and is a predicted model, not a curated record.
CUACAUCAGGAUGUAGUGAAGAAAUGUGCAUUUCUUAUAUAGUUUGAAGAGUCUUAUUAUGAGACUACCAGUGUCUUAAUAUGCCUACCAGCAUAUCUUGGAGGCUAUUGUUUACUUUAAGAUUAUACGAGUCACAGAGACAGGAAGUUCUUUGUUCUUCUCAACCUAUGUUCUGGGAGAAGCAAACUCCAGUCAUUCUGAAUGUCGAAGUGAUGCAGUAAGGUCCGAGUUACAUAACAUUGCAGCAGAAAGUUUUAGUUAUUUUGUGGAACAAACUACAGGCCCAAUUCGAUUGUUAUCUGAAGGUUUACCGGAGAUAGUAAUUAACCUGAAGGUUGUACCGAAGAUAUGAAAGUGAAGUUACGAGUUGCUGAAUAAAACAGAAGUUGGUUGGACUUUAGCAAAUUGUUUCCAGUGUUAAUUUUCAUCGGUGUGCCUUGUGAAUAACAACAGUUGGAUUUAUUGUUAGACGAAACUCCUUCAUAUAAAGAUUUAUGAAGGCAGCCACAAUAACAAUCGAAGUCUGUUAUUCGAAGUCGAAUAACAAGCGAAGUUUCACAAUAACGAAUGAAGUUCGAAUGACAAACGAACAUCAAUUAUAAGACUUUUUGCAGCCGUUUAAUGAACUUGUAAGCAGACCUAGGUUUAUAAAGGCCUGAAGUCAUGCCUUUACCAGAGCCUGCAGUGCAACGUGAAACGACGACAGAGAGGAAUCCCACAUCGAAGGCUAGAAGUCUAGCUGGUGUUAAGUUCACCAAGAGCGAUGUGGAAGCAGGACAACAUGAUGCAGUCAUCAUGAAGGCUACACGUGUAGCGAGCUUACGGAUGUCUAUUGAGAGUAUGAGGUUAGAACUAGCUAUCAUGGACGAGGAGGACAGGCUCGAUGCUCUAAAGGUUGAGCAACUAGAAGAGCUAAUUGCUAAUGAGGAACGAAAGCUCAUACAGCUGAAGCUGAGUCCGCUGAGAAAGAAGCCGGCUGACAAAAUAAAUAGAUUAGAAAGAGAGGAAGAGAAUGACAGCUCUGAAGCUGUCAUCGAACAUGUCAAAUUGCCAAAGGAACAGCCAGGGGAUUCCGUCCAUGGAUUGGCAGUUGGCACAACAACACCUAUUCUUGAUAGAACUUCUAACCAGACAGGUUUUGAAACGAUGGCAGAGUCCAUGGCCCAUGUGCAACAAAACGUGCUAACGCAGAGACUUGCUGUUGCGAGUCAAGUUCCAAAGUUGGAGAUACCCGUAUUUAGCGGCGUUGCUGACGGUCAUGGAGCCAAGGACUGCACUGAGAGGAAGGUUUGCAAGAUUUGUGAAGGGUGCCCCCUUGCCUGUCUGCAUCAGCCAACCGAGAACCAGAUAAAUCCACCCGAGGAAGCUGCAUCCAAAUACACCAAUGUCUGCGCUCCUCAAGACCAAGAUGAACAGGAGCACUGUAUGAUUGUGCCAGACUGGGUGAGGUGCAAGGAUGAUCAGCGUAAUGUAGGCUUCGUUUCGGACGAACUGUGUGAGCAGUUAGGAGUACAGGGAACUGCUACUACCUGCAGGAUCACCACCAUGCACGCAACAGCCAAUGUCAGGAGCAUGAAGGAGAGCGGUUUACAGGUGUUGGACUUCAAUAGGGAGAACGAGAUUGACCUACCCCCGUGCUUCUCUAGAGAGUCUAUUCCAGCUAGCAGAUCCCAGAUCCCAAGAAGUGAAGGCUUGAAGGAGUGGCCUCAUCUUGAGCCAGUUGCUCAUGAGUUGAUGCCAUACAACAGGAGCGUCAAGGUAUCGCUUUUAAUUGGAAAUAACUGUCCCCGAGCCAUCCGCCCUCGAGAGGUGAUAGCAGGAGGAGAAGAUGACCCGUAUGCCAUUAAGACAGCACUCGGAUGGGGAGUAGUUGGCAAUGUCUGCCAGACGUCGGUGCAGGAGGAUGGUGUUCAGAUCUGCAAUAGGAUAUCUGCAAUUGAGAUGCAGCCAGAGUUUGCCUAUGAGAGUAAGGCCAAGGAGAUCAUGGACACUGAGAAAGGCAUCCAGUUUCCGAAAGAUGGCUACAAGGACUCAAGUGCAGAUGGUGAGCUGUACUCCGUGGAGGAGAUGGAAUUGAAGGAGAUCUUGGAGAGUGGUGCCCGCAGAUGUGACAACGGCCACUAUGAGAUGCCAUUACCUCCGAAGUCUGCAAAGCCAAACCUUUCCUUCAACAAGCCACUUCCCUUGAAGAGAUGGAAGCAGCUGCCUGGGAGGUUGCGGAAGAACCCAAAGUUUGGUGGAGACUACAGAGCAUUCAUGGAUGACGUCAUCCAGAAUUAUGCACCGAGAGUAUCUCCAGCAGUUACAGCCCUGUCAGAAGUGGACACGAAUGCAGCGAGACCUGGCCAUCAGCGAUGUAGUCAUCGUGAAGGAGACUGCGGACGUCCAGUGGCCUCUGGCAAGGGUAGCAGAAGUUUUUCCUAGUCAAGACGAACGCGUUAGAAAGGUAAAGCUCCUCAUGACUGAUGGAGCUCUGGACAGUAUACUGAAGAAACCUCGUUACCUUAAUAGACCCGUCCACAAACUUGUGUUACUACUACCGGUAGAAGCUUAGAAUAAUUAGUUCUGUUGUUAAUAACAGAGGUGUAAGACUAAUUGCGAUCAGUCAUUUUCUUUCUAUUUCUCUUUCUUUCACAAUCACUUUCUCACUCAUUCCCUCUUUCUAGAUUUCUACCUUUAUCUGAGUUUCAUGACUUUUACGUUUUUGUUGUCUUAUCUUAUUUUGCAAACAAGUUUUGUCAUUAUCACGCAGAAGACAGUAGGGAUUCCCCCUCAAGGAGCCUUUAACUUAUUGUUGUAUAAUAUGUUCCUGAUGUCAGGAGUGUCUUCAUUUAAUGUUUUUACUAAUUUACAAUACGUAUGAUUAUGUAUUCAUGUGGUCAUCAACGGAAGGGGUUGAUUAAGUAUACUUGAUAUACAUCUAAGUUUAACUUUGUGUAUUACACUAAUCGGGAUUGUUUAUCAAGCAGUAUUUGGAGCAUUGUUGGGUAAAGUUGAUUUCUCUUAAUGUUCUCUUAAUGUUCAUGAAUGUUACAUGAAAGAUCGUUAGAGGUUAAUGUUGUUCCUUGGUAGUAAUAGUAGUGCAGUAUGUCUAUCUAUGUUGUAGCGUAGUCUUAAAUUUGGAUAUUAACAGUUAUUUAAGUAAAUGUUACUAACAUUUAAAGGAGCCAUGUCACUACAUCAGGAUGUAGUGAAGAAAUGUGCAUUUCUUAUAUAGUUUGAAGAGUCUUAUUAUGAGACUACCAGUGUCUUAAUAUGCCUACCAGCAUAUCUUGGAGGCUAUUGUUUACUUUAAGAUUAUACGAGUCACAGAGACAGGAAGUUCUUUGUUCUUCUCAACCUAUGUUCUGGGAGAAGCAAACUCCAGUCAUUCUGAAUGUCGAAGUGAUGCAGUAAGGUCCGAGUUACAUAACAUUGCAGCAGAAAGUUUUAGUUAUUUUGUGGAACAAACUACAGGCCCAAUUCGAUUGUUAUCUGAAGGUUUACCGGAGAUAGUAAUUAACCUGAAGGUUGUACCGAAGAUAUGAAAGUGAAGUUACGAGUUGCUGAAUAAAACAGAAGUUGGUUGGACUUUA